AUGAGAUCGAUGUGAGAGCAGUUAUCACGGACAUAUCCUUACAUCUGCACCUUUUGCUUUGCCGCUGGAAGACAAUGUAGAUAUAUUGUGCGGCCCAUCCCAUCAUGGCGCCUCCUGUUUCGCUUUAUGGACUUUUGUGUCUCCUAUUCCUUGGAUUUCAAGGAGUCCAUGCAGCCUUGUCUGGUGCAGAUAUCACCGGGGACACAGAUGGUUACUUCUUCCUAACGAACAGCGGCUGUACAUGCUGUGCUACGGUUACCGUGACAACUACUGGUGGAGGAUCAUUUACCAUAACCAAAGAUGGAGCUAACAUCGUGACAUAUACUGUUACGGCUCCUUCUAGUGAUGUAACAUUGCCUUGUACGGCCAUCGGAAACGCACCUGGAAUGUACACUGUCACCAUGACCGUGACACAAGGAGGAAACUCGCACACCGAAACCAUGGUGGCAGUGUACGAGCAGACGUUGGUUGGCUACUCUGUCAGUGCAAGUCAGGUCAUUGCUCCUCCAUACACGGAAAUCACAUUCGACAUGGCAGUGUCGCAGGGUACCAAUGCCUUGUUCACCGUGGACUGUGUCACCAACAUCCAACUGAUGAAGUCCUGUGAUGGGAACACACGAACAGCAACCUACAGUCAAAUGUUCAACGAUACCGGCAGCCACGUCAUUACCACGAUGGUGUCCAACUACGGAAGCAAGUUGAGUGAGGUAGUCGUGGUGACUAUCAUCCAUAAUAUGAACAAUGUAGCUAUAACUAUAGGAAAUAACAAACCACAAACGACCGAGGACCCAAACAUCAAGGUGACGAUGGCAAGUGGAGCCCAGCUACCGAUGGGUAACCUGACAGGUUGGCACACCUGUACAUCAGACGGAUCUCCUGAAGUUGUCGAUCUCAGUGGUCUGACAGCUGGUGGUGAGGUAGCUGUACCGUGUGUUUGUAGCACCCAAACCAACAAGACCGUCACCGUCAAUGUGAGUACAGAACUUGACUCCAUCCAAGAAACCUACGAUAUCUAUUGCUGGGACAUGCUUAACAUAACUGUUACCCUCGACAAGGACGUGCAACCUAUUAAUGACGUCGUACCAUUUAAUAUUGAAAACGUUCCCAAUUAUGGAAUUCAGUGGAAUAUUGAUGCAUGCCAGAAUAUACAACUAACAAAUACUGAGUCAUCGAAUUAUGGCAGCCUUUACACGGCUAACCCUGUGGACCUCAGCAGUAUCAUUUACACAGAGAUAGGGAACUGCACUUUUCAUGCAACGUUCUGGAACGAGAUGUACAUUGUUGUUCUUGAUCUCACCUUCGAGCUGAGUAUAGGAAUAAACAAUCUCACAGCUGUACCUAGUGCGCUGGAGUUGCUGACAGGUGAAGUUUUCACCGUAACUGUUAAUGCAACAGGCUUAGACAUCUUUUGGGCUGUUGAUUUCACAGAAGCAAUGGUGGUUCAAAACGGGUGCUCAGGGCUUGUCGCAGAACACAAUUUUACAUCUGCUGCAAUGUACACCAUUGAAGUCAUGGCAUCAAAUAGGGUCAACAACAAGAGUACCUCUCUCGAAAUUGGCGUAGUAUACCCAAUAAAUGGAUACACUGUUACAUUAACAGCACCCACAAUCCAGUCUUAUGAGAACUUGGAAAUCAACGCCGCUCUUAGUGCAUCGCCAAGCAUCCCAAUGGGAAAUCUUACAAUCACAAUAUCUCCCUGUGGUGAUGCGGACUCUAGAGAGUAUUUGCCUGUAGCUGCUGGUACUACUGAAAAGUACAACUGCAACUUCACAAAACAAGGUAACUACUCUAUUGAUGUUACAAUCGCAUCUCUUGUUUCUUCAGAAAACUUUACAGUUGAAGCUUUCGUCUGCGACAACUUGGCAAUAACCAUAGAUGUAGACAAGCCCGACUGGGCUGUGGGAGAUAUGGUGAGUGUCAACAUGAACACUCUACCAUUGUCUGGCUUCAAAUACAGAGUCGACAUGGGAGAUGGUUCCACCAUCCACUCAAAUGAGGCAGAUUCUGUUUUGGACGGCUUGAAUACCUUUACUACAAUCCCAUCACAGGCCUACAAUGCACCAGGAAUAUACACCAUCAACCUUUAUGCAUAUAACCAUUGCUACUCUGUAACUUCAUCGGCAACUAUUGUUGUUGAAUAUGGGAUCCCUCCAUGCAACUUAGCGGUAGCACCAAACCGAAAAUUAAUUACGCCGGAUGACACAACAACCUUCUCGUUUGUGACUCAAUCGGGAUCACCAGCGAACAAUCCAACCAACGUUACGUGUACGUGGAACCUAGGGGAUGGGACACCUGUAACUGAUCAGCUCACCAAUAUGGAUUUCGGCUCCAGUGCAACGGGUUACGUCAUAACACACGACUACACCACUGCAGAGGGAUCUGUGAACUACCAGAUAGAUUGUCAGAAUCGGGUCAGCAAUGUCAGUUUUAGCGGGACUGUUGACGUGGUGAUUGUACGGGCAGCAGAUUUUAGUGUCGCGUUUGCACCUGUUACUCCGUUGCCUGAAGGAACAUGCACUAGCUUUGAUAUUACUCUUGCCUUUCACAAUAUAUCAACAGUGCCAAAUAAUGUAACGUACAAGGUCGACUACGAUGACGGCAAUGGGGUAUCACCAGAAACUGCCCUUUCCACAUAUGUUGUUCCUAAAAGCCUCUGUAAACGUGGCGCCUACACCAGCGGAGUUCUGACUGUUAUCUAUGACGGUGUGUCAGAAGCUAACCCCAUAUCCUAUUCCUUGGGAACUUGUUCACUCAAAUUGGUUGGGUCAACGGUCAUGGGACUUGUAGGAUCAGACUCCUUCAGUUUCACACUUGCGAAUCACCUAGCCACAGAACAAAUAACGGUCACAAUAGACUGGAAAGAUGGAAAUACUGAAGAUAAGACGCUGACUGGUGGGCAGUCUAUGUCUGUCACACAUACCUUUGGUACACAUGGUUACAAGAAGCCUUCAUACAGUACCACUACCAGCUUGGGUAGCGAUGGAGCUUCACUGGAAGAGGAGCUGUACGUCAUGUAUCCUGUGGACAACCUGGAGCUUGAGAUCCCAGAACCGAUUCUCCUUGGCGUGACCAUUGAACCGAACAUAAAAUACAGCGGAAGUAACUCCUUGAUAAAUGUAACCUGUAACGUUACAUAUGACGCAACUACCAAUGAACUUAUGACAGGAGUUGAUCUAACACCUACUAGUAACAUUGCAACAGCAGUUGGGAACAUGUACAUGGCUAUCCAAGAGGAAACUAUAACCGUGGUGUGUUCCAAUCCACUCACCAGCAAAACAUUGAAUGCUACUUUUGAAGUUUCAAGUGACUGCUUCCUGGCUCCAGACAUAUUUGAGUCGAUACACCGACGGAUUGACACGCCGAUGAGAGUCUACAGAUCUUCCUUGCCCACACUUACAGCUCGUGUAAAACUAUCUGAUAAAUGCAAGAACACAACAGAGUUUGACUUUCAGUGGACGUUCCAGAAACAAAAUCCUGUCACCCUAGUAUUUGAACCCUACACUACUAUAGAAACACCAAAUAAGAUUUCCAUGAACCUCGCCACCUCUUCGAUUGAAGAAGGGUUCUACUUGAUUCAACUUUACAUGAAGUUGGUGCAACGUGAGAAUGACUAUCUGCAAGACAAACAGUACAUGAAGAUUGUUAAUCCUCCGCUUGUGUGCAGUAUCGUUGGUGGAGACUUCACUAUGCAUGGGAGAACAGAAACACUUGUUCUUGACGCGAAAACUAACUCUUACGACCCUUUAAAUGGAAUUAAUCAGAGCCCCGGGCUGGACUUUUCUUGGGCCUGCUUUGUGGUUGGCAACUGCGAGGAUGCAGAGGCAUAUACGUUGCCCAAGAGUACCGACAAAAGCUAUCAAAACAAACCAGAUUGUGGCCUUACCUUUCAAACUGAGGGCUACAUUGAAGUAGAUACCACACCUUUAGAUGCUGGGAAGUGUUACGUAUUCGAACAGACAAUAAGCAAGGGCUCUCGAAAUGCCAGCUCUAUACAAGUGGUCAAUGUGACGGCGAUGGCACCCUGUAAACUUGCUAUGAUGUGUUUGAAAAACUGCAUGGGGAAGGUUACACCCGAGGAGCCAACAGCGUUCGAAGUGAAUAUAAUAUGUGACGGUGCCACUAAGGAGCAAAUAGAUGCUGCAGUAUAUAGAUGGACUCUGUCGCAGUUUGACUUUUCUACUAAUCAGUACAAUGACAUUACCUGGGACAGUAACUUCCUACGGCUACCUACCGAUUCGGUGUUUGAGUUGAAGCAUAACUAUUUCACGGCCGGGGCGAGCUACAGGCUACAGAUUACAGCGGAGGCAGCAGGGCGUCCCCAAAACAGGGCAUACAAGACAUUAGUGACUAAUGAAGAACCCAGAGGCGGGACCUGUUCCAUCUCACCACUACAAGGUGUGUUCCUCAACACUACAUUCUCGGUCAUUUGUGACGGCUGGAUGGAUGAAGGUAUCCGAAAUGAAAAGGAUGAUGCAAUUGACAUUCAGGAACCACUCAAGUUGAAGCUGAUGCAAGAUGGCAACCUUCUAAGCACAACAGACUUCACACGCAAAGUGUCACAUGCGGCCGUGGACUUGAAGGUCGGAACCGAGGCAAACAAUUUCGACACUGUUGUUAAAAUGAUCGUCUUUGACUUAUUUGGCGGCGAGGCUGUGUUUACUGAGACAGUCAAGGUCGAGAACAGCAUGCCCACGGUCCCCUCCUUCGGGACAGCGGCAGCAAACUCUAACCUAAGCCCUGAGGAACAAGAACAGCAACAAGCCGAAUUCACUAACUACCUGACGGACGCUCAAGAUAUUGUCAGUAUGUCAGAGGGCAACGGUGCACCUCUUGACACAGCGGUCAUUAUAUCAUCAUACGCACAGGCAAUAAACUCCGUUACGUUUCCGACAGUUAAUUCUGAUGACGUGACCCAAGUCACCAAUGAAAACGCUGACGCUGAGCUGUCCCGAACACUUGAAGCAGGAACACAGGUCAACCCCAUGUUAGAAAAGAUUCAAGGAGUCAAUGAGGCAUUCGUUACUUCACUCAAGGCAGGAAUUGAGAACGAACUACAGCUGUUGGAAAAUUCAAGCAAGACGCCAAGUGCCGACACUGUUAUUACAUUUGCAUCCAGCCUGGCCACAGUUGUCGCUAACCCAGCGCUCCUCAGUGAUGACGCUGUCGGGGGUGCUGGGGAAGCUCUGCAAAUGCUUUCAGCAGUAAUGGCAUCUGUUGCGAAUUCAACCCUCAGUACAGUGGCCGUGGAGAAAAUGCAGAAAGCCGUUGGGUCCCUGCUCAGCAACGUCAUCCACUGCAACAACUACUUUGCUGUAACGGGUGUCGAAGUGGAGGGAAUAGACCGGUUUGAUAACACCACGAAAACAGAUGAAGGAUUCAAUGAUCUGGAGGCGGACUACCUAAAGAAACUCCUCAAGAGCAAGAGGGAAAUCCAAUUAAAACAGGCCACCGAUCAGAUAAACUCGAACAUUAAGAGCAUUUUGAAAGCUGCAGACAACAUGUACAAACUGUCCAGCGGGCUGACAACUACGCAUUCCUCGAGUUCUGUGGAAGAGAAAACGUUCAUCCAAUCUGUUGAAAAAGAUAAGGCUGAUGCCUUUAAAAAUGGCAGCAAGGGCGUCAACGGGUCUGCCUUGGCAGUUGACAGCGUGGACGGAGUGGAACCAGACGAUGUCAUAGAGAGCAAUAUGAUAGUUCUCAGCGAGAAUCCUUUCACCACAGGACCAAAUGCAAAGAUGGCUGAAUAUCCAGUCACAAUGGCAAGUAUGACAAAGAAUGGAAAGAAGUUACAGCUGAAAGGAGCUGUAAUCUCACAGACGGACCCAGUAGAAGCUCCCUAUAAGUUCUACAGCAAUCCAGAGUUUACACCCGGAGAUCCAGGAUAUAUGUUGUAUCACCCCUUUCCCUAUAGGGCGUCAACUGAACAAAUCUGUAUUGUAUCCAAGCCAGUAAACGUGUCUGUCUGUUAUGACGUGUAUCUCAGAGCCCUCAUACCUCCAACGGAAUUCGAGUAUGACCACCGUGAUAGGAACGUCACUGGCAACGUUGGUUUAGAGUACUGUGCUGAGCCCGGGGCUUGCAAGAGAACUGGGACAUGUUGGCUGGGGAUUGUUCCCUUUCCGUGUGAAGGGGAUGAGGAUGCACAGGCACAUCAUCGAGCGCGGCGGGCAGCAAGUGCUAACAACACAGGUGCCCCUGGAACCUCCAGCAUCUCUGAUCAAGGAGGCGAUGCUAACAGCUCUGACCCUCUGCUGACUCCCUACAACCUAAGAAUCGUAACACUCUCCUGUCUUAGCUGGGAUGGAGGGGAACAAGACUGGGAUGCGUCUGUGUGUAAAGUUACACGAGACCCUGUUAACAACAAGACCAAGUGCAAGUGCGGAGACAGAGAUGACGUCAUCACCACUGUCUCCUUCUUUGUCGCCCCCAACACCAUCGACUUCUCAACGGUGUUCAGCAAGUUCGACAUUGCUGGUCAAGGCGCCGUUCUCGGGACAAUACUCGUGUGCUUCGUGCUGUUUGUGAUCUUCCUGUUCUGGGGACGAUACAUGGAUGGGCAGGAUGUCCUACAGUGGGGCGUGACCCUCCUGGCUGACAACUACAAGGGCGAUAGCUACUACUACCUCGUCACCAUCCACACAGGGAUGGUGAGACACGGUGGCACACGGUCUAAAAUAGGGUUCUGUAUUGCUGGUGAGGAUGAAGACACUGGUGUAAGGAUGCUAUCUGACGGUGUCAGAGAGGAAAUGAAAGCGGGCAGCACCAUGCAUUUCCUCAUGGCCGUCCCCGAGUGCCUUGGAACCUUGCAGUGCUUCAGGGUGUGGCAUGACAACUCGGGCAAAGGAGACUCCGCUUCCUGGUAUCUCAACAGAGUUGAGGUCACAGAUCUUCAGUCAGCCGAUAAGUAUGACUUCCUCUGCUACCAAUGGAUGUCCCUGGAAGAAGGAACGCUAGACAAGGCUCUGGCACUGUCCUCUACUGAGAACAUGAAGAAUUUCAAGACCAUGUUCUUCGAGCACGCACGUCACCAUCUGACUGAUGACCAUCUGUGGGUGUCCGUUCUCCUGCGACCCGUCAAGAGUCAUUUCAGUCGUGUCCAGAGAGUCGGAUGCUGCUACACCCUGCUUAUGCUGGCUAUGAUAGCAAAUGCCAUGUUCUUUCAAAGCAAGGAUAAUAAGGAUAGGAAGCAGUCAUCCGAUUUUUCAAUUGGUCCUAUCAGUUUCAGCCUGAGUCAGAUAUACAUUUCAUUCAUUUCCACCAUCCUCACUACCAUCCCAGUGUUCUUCAUCAUGCUUCUGUUUAGAAAGUCAAAACUAAGCGAAAAGGCUACAAAGGAUGGAACCCGAAUGUGGAUGCCCUACUGUUUCCGGAAGUUCAAGUUCUACAAGCAAUCCAAGGCCAUCGAAAAGAUCAUGGUCAUUAGGGACAUCGUUGAUGAUCAAGAUGGUGUCCUGCCUCACUUUUGCGUGUACAUCUCUUGGGUAUUUGCCUUCAUCUGUGUCUUCUUGUCCGCGUUCUUCAUCAUGUUGUACAGUAUGGAGUGGGGCAAGGACAUCUCGGAAGAAUGGCUGGUGACCUUCAUCUUGUCUUUCUUCGAAUCGCUCAUCAUUAUGGACCCCGUAAAGGUGCUCGUGUUGGCGAUUCUGUUUGCCAUAUUGCUGAAGACCCUCAAGGCAAGCAAACCAUCUCACUUCGACCUCGACCACAUUGGCAGGAUGAACAGAGAGAAUGGUCAGCACGGAGAAGGUCGGGCUCGACUGGACUACCGCAGUCCAUUCUCAGAAGAGGAACUUCAACGAGCGAAAAUACAAUGUCGACGCCGGAACACGAUGAGGAAGGCGAUUCAGGAACUGCUCGCCAAUAGUUUCUUCUUGUGGCUUCUCGCCAGCAUCAGCUACAGCAACAGAGACCCCCACGGGUUCCUCCUGCAUCAGAACAUCAAGAACACCUUCAUGGAACCAUUCAAACCAGCUGUGACAUUAAAACAUGUGAACACAUCAGCACACUACUUCCAAUGGCUCAAUGAAACAGUCAUCCCCAACCUGUUCCCUGUGACCAACUUCAAUGGAUCCCGCCUCACACCAAACACGAGAUUAAGGAUCAGUGAUCUUAGCAACUACCGUGUGGGAGCACCUCGGCUCCGCCAAGUGAGACAAGCAGAAAAAUCCUGUACAAUACCAUUUGUCGGAAAGACAAAGUGCUACCCCCAAUACGAUCUCGCAACGGAAGAAAACAGGGACUGGUGUAGCCAUUGGCAGUACCAAGCUAAAUGCCCCGACAAAGAGGCCCUAGCCGUCACCAAUGCUGCCUGGACGUUUGUAUCAGCUCUAGACAUCUGGGGGCUUCCCAUCACGGGCGAGAGGGGGGUCUACGGUGGAGGGGGCUACAUAGCUGAACUGGACAUAAAUCGACAGGUUGCUGAAAUGGCUUUUAACGAACUCUAUGAAGCUCGAUGGGUUGAUAGAAACACGCGCGGUGUAUUCCUGGAAUUCACGCUGUACAAUGCAAACAAGAACAUGUUCUGCUAUGUGAGCAUCCUGGUCGAGUUCCCUGAGAGUGGCGGUGUCAUUGAAUUUACAAAUGUAUUUCCGUUCAGAAGCUUCAACCAUAUUGGAACAGUUGGAAAGUACAUUCUCUUCUGCGAAAUUGUCUUCUUCAUCUUCACGAUCCUCUGGCUGGGAUACAUCUCCUUCAAACUGAUGAAAGAACGAUGGUGCUUCUUCAAGAGCUUUUGGAACGUCGUGGAGCUGACGAGUGUUGUCAUUUCCUUCAUUGCUGUUAUCCUGUACUUUAUCCGUCUCACUUACACCAAUGAAGCCAUGGCCUUGUUCAAAGAAAACGACCGAGUCUUCAUCAACUUCUACCACAUCGCAGUAUGGGACAACCUCUUUGUCUACGCUCUUGCUUUCCUGCUCGGGAUAGCAACAUUACGGCUGCUGAGAGUCAUGGGUUAUUCUAGAGUCACUCAGAUUGUCUACCUCGUUUUGAAGGAGAGUUCAAAGACACUGCCAGGAUUUUUCUUCUACAUUCUUCUUAUUCUGUCUGCUUAUGGUUUCCUCGGUUACCUCGUGUUCGGUACCAACGCAUCGGCCUACAAAGACAUGAUCACGACAAUGGAAACCCUAUUUUCUGCUGUUCUCGGUCACGCAGGAUUUAGGAAAACCAACGUGCCUGUCGGCGAUUCGUGGAUCUCUCUCAUCUACUUCGUCACGUUCAUCCUUAUCGUCGUCUUUGCGCUGUCCAACAUGUUCAUGACAAUCCUGCUGGACACCAUGUCCCUGGUCGGAGAUAAUCCAAAGAAUCUAAACUACAAGGAAAUCGAGCUGUUCGCCUACAUGUGGGAAUCAGCCAAGACACUUAUCACGGGGAAGAAGGAGCCAUCGGGACUCGACGCCACAAAACGUGGAUCAGGGCUGGACGAUAAAGAUACUGACGAACCGUACACCUUUGAGAACUUUGGGUUCGGAGACGCCCACGACCGGAAGAUGCAGAUGAAGAUCGAUCUGGCGGCAGCGUUCAAUGUGAGUGCCAAGCCGGCCUACAAGUACUGAUGAUAGGACACAAUGGGGAUGCACCAUGUACAUAAACUAAAGUGUGUAUUGAAACACAACAGUGGUUACUGCUGCUAGGUCUGGUGAGUCCAUGAGUCUGUGGACUUCAGGUUUCACUUAGUGGACUGCUGUGAUAUAACUGAUACUGUUUACCACUAAACAUCUACCGUCCCUCUAUUCUUGUAUACACAUAUUAUAUUUUCUUUAGUCCAAACUGUUAUUGUUGAAUAUUUAUGAACGUUUAUUGUGUGUUCACAACGAUAGUGUAACCUCGUUACCACGUAAAGUGUAAACUUAAGCAGUUCUUGUCGAGUAUACUGCACAUGUAUUAGACACUAUUUAUUUAUUUAUGUACAUACUUAAAUAGACACUCUUUUUUGUAAAUAUGGGAAAUUAAGGCCAAUUUCAAUUUGAUAUAAAGAAGUCACUUUUUAGCUGAAAGUCAUUUUGGCGACUUUGUGAUUAUGGAGAAGCCAUGUACGUUCUACGAGAACAUUAGAAACCAGAAAGAUCAAUUUAGGUAAAUUUUUCAGUGAACAUGUUUUGCUUUAGAUUUUUAUCUCACGCAUAUGAGGUGUAAAGGUCGAAUUGAUCAUAUGAUUCAUACUACUAUAAUUGUAGGUCACAAGAAGAGUAAUCUCCCUUUGAUAGCAUACAGCAUGUAGGUGCAGUUGCAGUUCUUGUAUCGCCGAGUGAGUCUAUAUUACUACCACACAGUCGUACUUUAAGGUCACAUGUAAGAUGUAACGUAACCAGUGAAUACAUUUACACUUGAUGUUGUUGUUACAAUCACUUAGCGUUGGUAUUUGUAUUCUGCAAUGAAGUUUCUAAUACUUCACAAGAUGGAAAUCUGGAGCUGAUACUUAAUUCAUGACAUGUGAAAUACCAAUUAAAGAUUUAAUCUGUGAAGGAAUAAUCUUAAAACAACAGAUUGGGCCAAUUAUCUAUGAACAAUUCUUUUGAUACCUCUAUAUUUGUUUUUCUGUGUUGUCAGUGUUUAUUAUCAUGACUUUUCCCAUGUGAUAACGUCGUCACCAGCUGUGAUAUUACCGUAAAUCCUUAGCUGUUCGAACUAGUAAAAGUUUGCCUUUUUGGCUUGCAUUUUUUUGUGAUAUAAAAUAUUUGACUAAAAGUUGUAUCUUUUCAGUGUAUUAUUUAUCAACUUGUUUUUAACACCUACUUUGACAAAUACUUUUGUAAGCUAUACUUCAUUAUUUCCCUUCAAUAAAGGCUAUAUAGCGCUACACAGUC
This is a messenger RNA of Haliotis rubra (blacklip abalone), 10802 nucleotides long. RefSeq lists its product as uncharacterized. Gene Ontology annotation, molecular function: protein binding; calcium ion binding; calcium channel activity. Lineage: Eukaryota; Metazoa; Mollusca; Gastropoda; Lepetellida; Haliotidae. The transcript is spliced from 23 exons. Gene Ontology annotation, cellular component: membrane. The record is from RefSeq and is a predicted model, not a curated record. Bases 105 to 9551 code for a protein of 3148 amino acids. Gene Ontology annotation, biological process: detection of mechanical stimulus.